Protopolystoma xenopodis is the source of this 339-nucleotide messenger RNA. The record is from the annotation of a GenBank genome assembly. Lineage: Eukaryota; Metazoa; Platyhelminthes; Monogenea; Polystomatidea; Polystomatidae.
AUGUCUGGCCAAAGAGGAGGUCUAGCUGAAUUGAUUGACACCUUUUUCUCAACUCUGCGAGACAAUAUGAUUCAGUUAAUGGAUCAGUCAUCUCUGCAUGGGCAAUCUGGACAAUCCACUAAUAAUGCUCCUCCUAGUGGGGCUCCUGGAUCUGCCCGCAUAAAAUGCCUCUCUGCUAAAAUGGCUCAACUUCGUCCGUUCGACGAUGCUGAUGGGCGACUUCGUUCGCGUCUUCUGGAGGCUUAUCCGCCCGCCAGGAUGCUCGUUAAUGUACUGGCUACUACGAGUCAACUUCUUUCUCGUCUAGCCCAGCAGGUAUUCUGGCUUAAAUUCGCUUAA